This is a messenger RNA of Vicia villosa (hairy vetch), 1245 nucleotides long. RefSeq lists its product as uncharacterized. Lineage: Eukaryota; Viridiplantae; Streptophyta; Magnoliopsida; Fabales; Fabaceae. The record is from RefSeq and is a predicted model, not a curated record. The coding region runs from base 1 to 1245 and encodes 414 amino acids. The transcript has a single exon.
AUGGAAGAUCUUUUCCCUGAAAUAAGGAUUAUUCCCUCUUGUAAAGCUUCAGGUUCGGGCAUCAGCAAAUCAGCGCAGAUCGAGAAAGACAAGAUUUGGAAGGUCGCUGAUAAGCAACCUAAAUCCUUUGUGGAGGCGGUGAACAAUGUUUGCGACAUCCCGAUUAGUCAAUUUCCUACACCUUGUUUGAAGGGAGAUAGGUUGGCAAUUGUAAUUCCAAAGGAUGAAUAUCAGAAGGGAGUGGAAGCGUGUAAGCACAAUCUUCAUGGAAGGGUAAUCUGGACUAAAGGUUCUAAGCCUCUUACGGUCCAAAACUUGAAGGAGAAGGAGAAGUUGCUUGGUCUGUGGAAAUCUUUAGGAAAGUGGGGUUUGACAUCUCUGGGUAAAGGAUAUUUUGAAUUUUCUUUUUCCAGUUUGGAAGAUGUUCGCAAAGUUAGGUCCAUAUCUUCGUGGAAUCUUAACCCAGGAAUCCUAAAGCUUUUCACAUGGAGCAAAGACUUCAACCCUGCUAUGCUCAAGCAGUCUUCAGCUCAGGUAUGGGUUUGCAUCCAUGGCUUGGCUCAGGAGUAUUGGAGGCCAAAAAUAGUCUUCGCUAUAGCUAGUAGUGUAGGGACGCCUUUAUGCACAGAUUCUGCCUCUAAUAGCAGUUGUUUUGAGAGACCUUUUGGUCACUUUGUCAGGGUUCUGGUGGAUAUGGAUCUGACUAAGGAAUUGAGAUAUAAGGUGCUUGUAGAAAGACAGGGGUUUGCCUUUUUUGUUGAGCUAGAAUAUGAAAAGUUACCAGAAUUUUGUAAUCAUUGCAUUUGUAUUGGGCACAACACGAGUAAAUGCAAAAGAAAAGAGACAAUCGCAGGGGUUGAGGGCGGUAAGCAUUUCAACAAGGUAACUGAAAAAGUUGUUACGCAGGUGAGAAACUCUGAGGCCUCACCUUCUGUAGGUGUGGAAGUUGUGGUUCCUACAGAAGAAAAUAAGGAUGAUGAGCAUGCUUCGGAUAACCCGAUCCAUACGGUGGCGGUUGUUGAGGCGGAUCCCAUAAUUGAUUCAGGGUUGAGAAGGAGUGGCAAAGAACCUCUAGAAAAUUUUAUUGAGGGACGAGACGAUGAAAACUCUGAAGAGGAUUCUAGCUUUAUUGAUGCUACUCAAGAUAACUUUGAGGCAGCGGUCCCAGAUACCAAUAAUUUGCAAAUUAAUAAAGAUCUAGAGUUUUUGAACUCAUCUUGGGCUAAUAUGGUGGAAACUGAAUAG